This is a messenger RNA of Lindgomyces ingoldianus, 396 nucleotides long. RefSeq lists its product as uncharacterized. The annotation marks the transcript as partial. The record is from RefSeq and is a predicted model, not a curated record. NCBI's taxonomy places the organism in Eukaryota, Fungi, Ascomycota, Dothideomycetes, Pleosporales, Lindgomycetaceae. The transcript has 2 exons.
AGUAAGGUCCUGGCAGCGCAAUGCUUCCCUCCAGACGUACGUAAAACAUAUGCUGCCCUAUCAGAUUGGGGCGAUGGACGACCCUUGAUAGAAGAAAAGGCACACAAACAGCAGUACAUCACGAAAGAAGAAGAGAAAGCCCUUGUCACGUUUUUGCUGCUAAUGUCUGAUCUUGCACAAUCUGUGCGAAUAAAGUAUAUCCCUUCGCUAGCCUUUAGCAUCACCCGCUGGCGGUCUAGCGCUACGACGGAUACCGAUACUGAUAACGCGAUCAAGUCUCCGGGCAAGAACUGGGCUCGAUCGUUCGAGAAACGCCAUCAAGAACUCAAAGCGAGGAGAGUCAGGGCGAUAGACUGGAAACGUCAUGGGCACAAUACCUAUCCGAAGAUUGUUUAA